CGGCCUUUCCACUCUCUCUCUCUCUCUCUUUCCUCCGAUACCAAAACAAACGCUCCUCCGCCUCCUAUCUCUUCUCCUUACCAUCUCUCUCUCUCUCUUCCCCCCCGAACUCGUCCCACAUUCUCCGCCAUUACUCACCCAAACUAUCCAUGAAGAACCUUAUAAGGAGACUAUCACGAGUGGCGGAUUCCUCCCAAUAUUGUCAACUCAGAUCGGAAUCCGGGACCACCACCACCACCACGUCUAAUUGUUCAUCAUCAUCGUCGUCGUCGUUUACGAGAGCAAGAAAGCAGCGGCGAGGUGGGGCCGGAGUGCCGGAGGGUCACUUGCCGGUGUACGUGGGAGAGGAAAUGGAAAGGUUCGUGGUGAGCGCGGAGUUGUUGAACCACCCGCUAUUCGUCAACCUCUUGAAUCAAUCGGCACAGGAGUACGGUUACCACCACAGAGGCGUGCUUCGUAUUCCUUGCCAUGUCUUCGUCUUCGAGCGAGUCCUCGAGGCUCUUCGUCUCUCCCCCCAUGACUACUCCCACCUUCAACAUCUUUUCAACUCUUUCUCCGAUCAAGACCUUCUCUAGCCAAACGUACAUCAACAGUAGAUAUAUAUAUACGUACAUAUAUAUAUAUAUUUUUUGUUUGGUUAAGUUAUAGGGAGGGAGCCAGCCAGCCAGCCGGCGUUGGUUGAAGAUUACCGAGAGAGAGAAAAGGGGAGAGAUAUGUCAUAGAUAUAUAUACUCCAAUUAAUU
Messenger RNA from Coffea arabica (coffee), 743 nucleotides. NCBI's taxonomy places the organism in Eukaryota, Viridiplantae, Streptophyta, Magnoliopsida, Gentianales, Rubiaceae. The record is from RefSeq and is a predicted model, not a curated record.